Messenger RNA from Aspergillus piperis CBS 112811, 1168 nucleotides. RefSeq lists its product as uncharacterized. The record is from RefSeq and is a predicted model, not a curated record. The transcript is spliced from 3 exons. NCBI's taxonomy places the organism in Eukaryota, Fungi, Ascomycota, Eurotiomycetes, Eurotiales, Aspergillaceae. The coding region runs from base 125 to 925 and encodes 266 amino acids.
AUCCUUUCGCACUGAAGUCAGUCUUCACAUCGUGUCCGUUCGACUCUUCUAACCUGCCAAGUGGCGCGAAUAUACCGCCGGAAGCUCAGCGCGAACUCAUAAGGCCCCCUCGCCAAACCACCCAAUGCGUCCUGUCAUCCUGCUGAGCGCGCAAUUGCGCUCCGCACUUCCCCGGAGCGUGCGGAGAGACCUCAACAGCAAGCUAUUUGCUCGAUUCAAGACAACUCAGAACCCUGUUCCUCCGCCGAAGCCCAGCGCUCCUUUCAUCAAGCGAAAGGAGCCUAUUGCACCCCGGAACCCACAGGCGUCACCUACCAAACAUGCUAAAUUGACGUUUCGCAAAGGGCCACCGGAGAAGGUAGUGGUGUAUUAUAGCGGAAAAGGGAGGACAGCCGUGGUAGGAACAUUGAAGCUCGUUUCACUUUUAAUAUUUGGAGUUUCCUGUUUCCUUCUUGCUCCAGCAUUCGCAUCAUCGGAUGAGCAUCCAUGGUACCUCGCCCCUGCAAUUGCAAUUGGCGGCACUCUUCCGAUGAUCUUCAUCCUCUACACCACCGCCCCGUUUGUCGUUUAUGUGCACGUUGCCAUUCCCGCCUUUGCCCGCCGCUCUCGUGAGACAAUGAUUGAAUACGUGAAGAACCUGCCGCCCACGGCCACCUUGUAUAUGACUACCAUUCGUUCAAGUUCGUUGCCUCAGCAGACAGAGGUCAGACUGGGUGACUUGGUUCUCAACAAGUCUUUCCUCCGGCCUGUGACCUUUACCAAUUCAAAGCCCGCGCCCUCUCCUUGGUGGGCAGGAAAAACCCCUCAACACUUCUACACGGAUGUGAGGGCCCAGCGCUCGACCCAAUCCCCAAACUACUUUCCUACCUUGUGGGAUGACGUGUUCAAGAAAAUCCAGAACAAUGGCUUGAAGAAACAGAACUGAGAGAUUCACUGAACAUGUUCUAUACCAACCAGCAGAGUAGGAACUUUGACGGUACACGAUCGCAAUCAAAAGUUCCAGUCUGUGUUUUCGCUGUUUGCUUCGGUAGCCAGCGAAGCGGGUUGCCCUCAGCUCAUUCACAGCUCUGAACUCAGGUCUAUCUCUGCUGUUGCACAAUUUGAGUUCGUGGCAACACAGUUCUUUCCUCGCCAAGGACUUUACCUGUUUAUCAUCUACACGCAGCCA